This is a messenger RNA of Rattus rattus (black rat), 3219 nucleotides long. It is a transcript of the gene Ganc, whose product is annotated as glucosidase alpha, neutral C. The coding region runs from base 378 to 3119 and encodes 913 amino acids. Lineage: Eukaryota; Metazoa; Chordata; Mammalia; Rodentia; Muridae. The transcript is spliced from 24 exons. The record is from RefSeq and is a predicted model, not a curated record. Gene Ontology annotation, molecular function: alpha-1,4-glucosidase activity; carbohydrate binding. Gene Ontology annotation, biological process: carbohydrate metabolic process; N-glycan processing.
GAGGAGAGAUCAGUCAGGUUAGCUUUCGAUAUUGUAGAGUGAAACAGGCCCUUAUUGGUGCUUCCUGUUUCUCACACUCUAGAUUUUAACCUCUAGGGCAGCGAGCACAUCUUCUCCGCCAAUAAAAGCAAGGUUCAUCAGCCACCCUCAACCAAGAAAUAUUUACCAAGUAUUAUUAUCCCUGCAAACACGCUGGUUUAUGCUUAAGAAAGUCCCAGGUUGGGGAAAAAAAAAAAUCAAGAUUGGCCUCUGCCUGAAGGGGACUGUGAUGAAGUACGGGUUAUAAUUUAGCAAGCCUGCUUGUUACCCGGGUUUUUAAAGAUCGCCUGAAGCUGUGGUCUGAGAGUUAGGAGCCAGGCAGAGUUAACAGGGAAGCCAUGGAAACACCUGAGAAAAAGGAAAUCAGUGUUGAAGAUGAAGCAGUGGAUAAAACCAUUUUCAAAGACUGUGGCAAGAUUGCGUUCUACAGGCGGCAGAAACAGCAGCUCUCCAAGAAUACCACCUACCGGGCUUCACUAGGCUCCGUCAGCACAGAACAGGACAACACCAGGUUCCAAAUCAGCAGUGAAGCAACUAAGAUUCCUCUCGUGGCUGAAGUUUAUGGUAUAGAGAAGGACAUUUUCAGACUUAAGAUCAAUGAAGAAACUCCACUGAAACCAAGGUAUGAAGUUCCUGAUGUCGUCAACAGCAAGCUUGGAACUGUCAGGCUGGUCUGCUCAGGGGACACAGAUAGCCUGACAUUGACAGAUAGAAAAGGAGAUCUGAGAUGUCAUAUCUCAGCAAACCCAUUCAAGAUCGAUUUGUUGUCUAAGGACGAGGCUCUGAUCAGCAUCAACUCCCUGGGCAAGCUAUACUUUGAGCACCUACGGGUUCCUCACAAGCAGAGAGCUACCAAAGGAAAUGGACAAAAUACACCAGCUGACACCUUUCAGGAAAAUCAAGAGGACCUGAGCCUGUGGGAAGAGAAAUUUGGAAAAUUUGUUGAUGUCAAAGUUAAUGGCCCUUCCUCUGUUGGUUUGGAUUUCUCCCUUCAUGGAUUUGAACAUCUCUAUGGUAUCCCUCAACAUGCAGAGUCACACCAACUUAAAAAUACUAGAGAUGGAGACGCAUACCGUCUUUAUAACCUAGACGUCUAUGGAUACCAAGUUCAUGACAAAAUGGGCAUAUAUGGUUCAGUGCCUUAUCUCCUGGCCCACAAACAGGGCAGGACUGUAGGCAUUUUCUGGCUGAACGCCUCAGAAACACUAGUGGAGAUCAACACAGAGCCUGCAGCUGAGUACACACUGACCCAGAUGGGCCCAGCAGCUGCCAAACAAAAAGUCAGGUGCCGAACUGAUGUGCACUGGAUGUCAGAGAGUGGGAUCAUUGACGUUUUUCUGCUGACAGGACCUACACCUGCUGACAUCUUCAAGCAGUACUCAUAUAUCACAGGCACACAAGCCAUGCCCCCUCUUUUUUCUCUGGGGUACCACCAGUGUCGCUGGAACUAUGAAGAUGAACAGGAUGUGAAGGCAGUCGAUGCAGGGUUUGAUGAGCAUGACAUUCCAUAUGAUGUCAUGUGGCUGGACAUAGAGCACACGGAGGACAAGAAGUACUUCACCUGGGACAAAAAGAGAUUCGCAAACCCCAAAGGGAUGCAAGAGCUGCUCAGGGGCAAAGGACGCAAGCUUGUGGUUAUCAGUGACCCCCACAUCAAGGUGGAUCCCGACUACACAGUCUAUGCUGAAGCCAAAGAACGGGGCUUCUUUGUGAAGAAUCCAGAGGGUGGUGACUUGGAAGGAGUCUGUUGGCCUGGUCUCUCGUCUUACCUGGACUUCACCAACCCCAAGGUCAGAGAGUGGUAUUCCAGCCUUUUUGCUUUUCCUGUCUAUCAGGGAUCUACGGACAUCCUUUUCCUAUGGAAUGACAUGAAUGAGCCCUCAGUCUUCAGAGGGCCAGAGCUAACCAUGCAGAAGAAUGCUGUUCAUCAUGGCAACUGGGAACACAGAGAACUUCACAACAUCUACGGCUUUUAUCACCAAAUGGCUACGGCAGAAGGAUUGAUACAGCGAUCUCAGGGGAAGGAGAGGCCCUUUGUUCUUUCGCGUUCCUUCUUUGCUGGAUCACAAAAGUAUGGUGCAGUGUGGACGGGAGACAACACAGCAGAAUGGAGCUAUCUGAAAAUCUCCAUCCCUAUGUUACUCACCCUCAGUGUCUCAGGGAUCGCCUUCUGUGGAGCUGAUGUGGGCGGCUUCAUUGGCAAUCCUGAAGCAGAGCUGCUAGUGCGCUGGUACCAGGCUGCAGCUUACCAGCCCUUCUUCCGAGGCCAUGCUACCAUGAACACCAAGCGGCGAGAACCCUGGCUGUUUGGGGCAGAAUACACUCAGCUGAUCCGGGAAGCCAUCAGAGAGCGCUACAGCCUCCUGCCCUAUCUGUAUUCUCUGUUCUACCAUGCACACGUGUCUUCUCAGCCUGUCAUGAGGCCCCUGUGGGUCGAAUUUCCUGAUGACUUAGAGACUUUUGCUGUGGAAGAUGAAUACAUGCUAGGUAAUGCUUUAUUGGUUCAUCCAGUUACAGCACCACAGACCACCGUGAUUGAUGUCUUCCUGCCAGGGUCAAAUGAGGUCUGGUACAACUCUAAGACAUUUGCAUAUUGGAAAGGAGGAUGUACUGUGAAGGUUCCAGUAACCUUGGAUACUAUCCCAGUGUUUCAACGAGGUGGAAGUGUGGUACCAGUAAAGACUACUGUGGGGAAGUCCACCGGCUGGAUGGCUGACUCCCCAUAUGGGCUCCGAGUUGCCCUAAGCACUCAGGGUUCUGCUGUGGGAGAGCUGUAUCUCGAUGACGGCCAUUCAUUCCAGUACCUUCACCAGAACCAGUUCUUACACCGCAAGUUCUUAUUCUGCUCCAGUGUUCUGACCAACAGGUGUGCUGAUGAGAAGGGUCAUUACCCCAGCAAGUGCAUCGUGGAGCAGAUCUUGGUCUUAGGCCUUAAGAAGAAGCCAUCUUCUGUGACUACCCACUCCUCUGAUGGUAAAGUUCAGCCUGCGGCUUUUGCGUACUGUGCCAAGACAUGUGCCCUGAGUCUGAAGAAGCUGUGUCUGAGUGUUGGUGAUGACUGGGAGGUCCAUGUCAGCUGACGAGCAGGUGCCCUGGUAGAGUACGGGAAGCCACCCGACCACUCUGCCUUCUUAGCCUCCUGAGAGACGUGCUGCCAUCUAAUUUGCUUCCCUGGGGAAA